Saccostrea echinata is the source of this 2417-nucleotide messenger RNA. RefSeq lists its product as uncharacterized. Bases 13 to 1065 code for a protein of 350 amino acids. The record is from RefSeq and is a predicted model, not a curated record. The transcript is spliced from 7 exons. Lineage: Eukaryota; Metazoa; Mollusca; Bivalvia; Ostreida; Ostreidae.
GAAAGAUUCAAGAUGAACGCCUUAACAUUGGUCUGUGUUGUCCUGUGCCUCGCCUCCUGCUUUGCUGCCAGAUCAUACAAUCGAGGAAACAGACAAGGUAGUCAACGACCAGUGGACCCUUUACCCCCCUUUCCUAUUGGCCCUGAUCCUUCACUCUUGACGUGUGAGUUCGGGCGUCUGAUUGGUCAAUCAAGGUUGUGUCAAUCCUCUUUCUUUCCUAAUACUCCCAGCCAGUGUCCUAGAGGAUUUUUUUGCAAUACCCCUGCUGAUGGAAGUGGCCUUUGCUGUCUAAAUACUAAUCCAUGCCGUAGAGGGCGUCCUUUCCAGUCCAACGGUGAUGCUCUUACCUGUGGAGGGAGGCGUGGCAUCCGAUGCCCUGCUAGUUACACCUGUACAAGGGGAAACAGAUUCGCUGUGUGUUGUCCAUUAUCAAGCGGCGGGGGCUAUAAAGAAAUGAUCAAAAUGAUCUUUUAUUUGUGUAGCGUACUUUUCUCUGUCUCUUCCAUUCAAGCAGCUAUCAAUUACGGUCCCGGUUAUCGCCCAGUAAGACGAAGGCCAGCUGAGCCACUUCCUACUGAUCAGCCUGGUCCAAUCCACCCCAUACCUUUUCCUGAUGGUUAUGGCUCACGUACGAAUUGUGAAUUCGGUCGUCAGCUAGAUCAGUACGGUCUAUGUCUAAAAUUGACCUUCUCUAACGUACCCAAUGACUGUGCACCAGGGUUUAGCUGCACCACUUCUAUCUAUGGAUUUGGCCAGUGUUGUUUAGAUAAUAAUCCAUGUUCCAGAGGAAAUCCAUUCCAACAAAGUGGCAAUGUUGUAUCAUGUCACACACAAAGCUGCCCUGCUGGGUACAGCUGCACCCGGGGAAACAAAUUCGCUGUGUGUUGUCCAGAGUCAGAUGUCGAUCCUCAACCUCCCUCCAGACUUAGACCGUGCCCUCACAUUGCCUGCCCGGCGCUAUCUAUCAGACCAGAUUGUCGGAGGGAAACUGUACUCACGUAUCAAGGAUACAAGUGCCUGGGUUGUACUCAAAACAGAUGCCCAAAUGUCGGUGGACAUUACUAGUAUUAUGAUUUUUUAUUUCACAUGAGCUGAAAGCUUAACUGAGCUUUUCUGAUCAAAUUUUGUCCGGCGUCCGUCUGUCCGUCCAUCCGUUUGUCUGUAAACUUUUCACAUUAUCGAGUUCUUCUCCAGAACCACUGGUUCAAUUUCAACCAAACUUUGCAUAAAGUAUUCUUAAGUAAAGGGAAUUUAAUUUUAUUCAAAUGAAGGGCCACGUCCUCAUUCAAGGGGAGAUAAUUAAGAAUCAGUGAAAAUUUGGUGGCAUCUUUUUUUAAAACUCUUCUUUUCAAGAAUCGCUGGGCCAGAAAAGUUGAAUCUUAAGUGAAACCUUCAUUACAUAGUGUAGAUUCAAAUUUAUUCAAAUCAUGACCCCCGGGAAUAUGUUGGGGCACAACGGGGGAUCAAAGUUUUAAAUAGGAAUAUAGAGGAAAAGGAUCUUUAAAAUCUUCUAAAGAACAACAAAAUCAUAAUAUCCAUAUUGAUAAGGAAGCAUCCCCAGGUAGUGUAAAUUCAAUUUUUUUUUUCAAAUCAUGACCCUUGGGGGUAGGGUGGGGCUACAAUGGGGAUUCAAUUUUUUUUUUACGUAGGAAUAUAAGGUAAAAAAAACUUUAAAAAUCUUCGAAAAAUCAGCAAAACCAUGAUUAGUCAUAUUGAUAUGGAAACAUUAUCAGGAAGUGUAGAUGCAAGUUUGUUUUAAUCAUGACCACCAGGGGUAGGGCAGGGCUAUACUGGGGAUCAAAGUUAUACAUAGGAGUAUAAGAAAAACUCUUUAAAAUCCUUUUCAAAAGAACAGUGAAGACAUGAUUAGUCAUAUUGAUAUGGGAAGCAUCCACAGGUAGAGUAGAUUCAAAUUUGUUCAAAUCAUGACCACCGGGGGUAGGAUAGGGUCACUACGUGGGAUCAAAGUUUUACACAGAAAUAUAUAAGAAAAAAUCAUUAAAAAAUCUUCUCAGAACACCAAAGCCAUGAUUAGUUAUACUGAUAUGGACGCCUCCUCAGGUAGUGUAAAUUCAAGUUUGUUCAAAUCAUGACCCCUAGGGGUAGGAUUGGGCCACAUCUUUAAAAAUCUUCUCAAGAUCACCACAGCCUUGAUUAGUAAUAUUGAUAUGGGAAGCAUCCUUAGAUAGUUUAGAUUCAAGUUUGUUCAAACCUGAGAUAGGGUGGGGCAACAACAGGGGAUCAAAGCCUUACAUAGGAAUUUUCAGGAGAAAAAAAUUUCUGAUGAACAGCAGGGCCAUAUUAACUCUGGUGAGCGAUGUGGCCCAUGGGCCUUUUGUUUUUGUUUUUCCAAGGAUAGUUUUCCUUUAUUUAUAUUUUGUCAGUUUUCUGAACUGUAAUAAAUAUUUUUUUUUUAA